Molecule: messenger RNA, 499 nt
Organism: Meloidogyne enterolobii
Lineage: Eukaryota; Metazoa; Nematoda; Chromadorea; Rhabditida; Meloidogynidae
Source: the annotation of a GenBank genome assembly
UUAGAAAAAAUAGAAAAUGAUAGAAUUAAGAAAACAAUUGUAACACCUGUCAUCACUACUCCCUUCUUCUCAUUAGGAUUAGCAGAAAUUGAAGAAGAGGAAAACAAUAAAACAAAUAAAGAAGAGGAAGAGUUUGAAUUUUCCAUAGGGAGCGAAACUGUGUCGGAUAACAAUAAUUACAGUGAUAGAAGUUGCAAAAUAUGGAUCUGAUCUAAGGGGAGGAUUUUCUAGUUUUGCUGUAUAUGCAAAUGGUCUUACAGAGAAUAUGAUUAUCGGGAAUUCACUCAGCUCUCUUCUGCGAGUAGUUUCGGUCUCUGGCGCAACACCAGGAGAAUAUAACGAAAAGAUUUAUGAUACACCCAUAUAUGCCCGUGUCCUACCUAGAGAGAUUAAUGAGAUAGAGAUCGAGUUAAGAACAUUGGAUAAUGGACGAUUAGUUCCUUUCGCAUACGGAACAGUUUUAAUAGUAUUGAUAUUCAAAAAAGUGAUAAAUUUUUAA